AUGCAGACGGUACGCAAGUCAGGUGGAGAGCAAGGGAGAAGGUCAAAGGGUGUGCAUCGGAGUGGGGAGGGGGCGGAUAAAUGGCCAAGGGAGUGUGCAGUGAUGCAUUCUGGGAGGUCCAAGGGAAGAGGAACGGCUGAAGAGGCACCGAUGUCAAAGCUCUCUCUGAGCCCUGGGCUGGCCUACGCAGGGCACUGCCAGCGAUCCUGGAGCGGGGUGACCGGCCGGGCACGUGGGCGUCCACACGGGGCAGAGAAUGGGGAAGAGACCAGGGUAGAACAAAGCCACCUUCCUGUUUGCCCGCCGAGCUGGUUUUCGCGCGCAUGUGCCCCUCCUCUGGGCGUAGAGACGCCGCUCCGACAUCCCGCCUGGGCCCGAGGGUCGGCCAUUUUGGUCUGGAAUGAGGAGGAUCGCUCCGCCCCUCGACAGGCCAACUGGAUGUCAACGUUCGGAAUUUCCGAGCCUGUGAAAGACGAUAUCUGCGAUUUGUGCAAGAAGUUCGUUGGGGUUGUGGCUGACAUGGUGAAGGACAAAACUGUGCAGGAACCGGAUGCGUUGUGCGCUGCCCUCGGCCUGUGCAAAUCCCUGAAGGAAGGAUCUCUCCACGCCAAAGCAAAGACGGGCGUGGACAAUUUCUCACCAAAGUCCAACGAAGUCUGGAAACGCAUCAGGGUGCCCUUCCCCAAAGACAGAUACACAUGUGACUCCUGUGUCCUCGUUGUGAAGAAGCUGCAACGACUACUUCCUGAGGAGAAAACGGAGGCUGCCAUCGCCACGCUGCCCCAACAGGUCUGCUCCCGACUGACGGGCAAAUACCUGGCAAAGUGUCGCGGUUUUAUGGAACGGUUCGGGGAUACUGCUGUCGAUCUGCUGUUUCGGGAAGUGCAGCCCGGUGCUGUGUGUGAGGCUCUCCACGUUUGUUCCACCGUGGACUCGAAGGAACCGUCCCUGCCUAUCGUGUCCUGUGAUAUGUGUGAGGAGGUCGCCCGUCAGUUCAAGGUAGCUCAGACCAAAGGCACAAGAACAGACCUCGUGCUGCGGGAAGCCUGCAACCCGUUUUCGGACAUCUCGAAUUUUGUGUGCGAAGAAUUUGUCUACACCCACGUCCCUCUGCUGACCACUGUUCCGGAGUAUCCCGAGGAUUACGAUCUGUGUGGGGCUCUGCACAUCUGCACGAGGAAAGUGGACGCGCAUUUCGACAGAAUCCGCCAACCAGUAUAAAACUGUCGAACGGUGAGAGAGGCAGGACAUGAACUGAAGGCCAGCCCGCAAAUUUAUAUUGGGGAAAAAAAAAAUCCUCUUGCAUUGCUUAGAAAUUUAAUUCCAGAUCAGCGCGCACUCUCUCUGAAUGCUGGGAGCGACUCAGCAGGUCUGUGAGCAUUUGUGGAGAGAGAGGGGCAAAACAGUCAAUGUUUCAAGUCGAAAUAUUUCAAACUCUUACGGUUUGCUGCAGGUGUUUGAGAAUGAGAGUGGAGGGAGAAUGAGAGAGUUUUAGCAUUCAGCCGAAGCCCUGUUUGCCUCCAUGACAAUCGGCGCAGCUUAGAGAAGCAGUUCAUUGUCUCAGAAUGAUUCCAAAUUCGAGCUGGAGGUCUGACGAGGCACUGUCAGUUUAGGUCUUCCUUCUUCCAAUCGCUACUGUCAAUGAUUUCCGCCAACUUAGCUACUAGAUGUUGCCAAGACAACAACACUGUUAGGACCUACACAAGUUUGUUGAUUCAACGCAGCCGGGGGGGGGGAAAUAAUGCAGCUUUCACAACAGAAGAAAAAGGCCAUGGUGACAGGAUUCGAUCUGAUCGAUGUGACAGGAUUCGAUCUGAUCGAUGUGACAGGAUUCGAUCUGAUCGACGUCAAUCUGAAUUCAACACCUCUCAUUACUCCUCCCUUUGUCCUCUGGAGCUGAUUACAAGUUGACCUUAAAAAUGCGCUUUAAAACCUUGAUUUGCUUGCUUAAUAAACGCUUUUUUUUUUACUAACA
Messenger RNA from Chiloscyllium plagiosum (whitespotted bambooshark), 1975 nucleotides. Lineage: Eukaryota; Metazoa; Chordata; Chondrichthyes; Orectolobiformes; Hemiscylliidae. The record is from RefSeq and is a predicted model, not a curated record.